Debaryomyces fabryi is the source of this 1803-nucleotide messenger RNA. RefSeq lists its product as uncharacterized. Bases 1 to 1803 code for a protein of 600 amino acids. The transcript has a single exon. Lineage: Eukaryota; Fungi; Ascomycota; Pichiomycetes; Serinales; Debaryomycetaceae. The record is from RefSeq and is a predicted model, not a curated record.
AUGCCAGCCUACAGACCAAGUAAUAGAUAUAAUAGAAAGAACUAUUUUACCUCUAAGCCAAAGGCAAAUAGGGGAAAACAAUAUAGAAAGUAUUAUCAUCAACAACCUUCCAAGGUAGUCUAUGUUGAAGAACCAGAUAGUGAACUUGAAAGUGAAGCAGAAAGUGAAGUGACUGACUACAGCGAAGAAGUUGAAGACAGUGACAUAGAAUCAGAAGUAUACGAAUUCGACUUGACUGAAAACCAACAACCUGAAUUUGAAUACUACGAAAGCAGUGAUUACGACACUGAUGAUUACAACGAUAUCAUAGAUUUAAAUGACGAGUUAGAAAAUGCAGCUGUUGAUAGAUUAGAUUCAAGAGGUAAAGUUUAUGAUUUAAAUGAUGAAUUAGUAAGAUACUACGACGAUUCUGAUUCUGAUUCUGAUUCUGAUUCUGAAUUGGAUUCUGAAUUAGAAGCCGAAUUGGAAUUAUAUGAGCCAGAAGACAUAUUGGAUAUUAUUGACUUAAAUGACCAAUUACAAGCCGAAGCUUUGAAACAAAUCACUGGUGGUGAAUAUGACGAAACUAAUAGUUCUUCCGAUAUAAGCUCGUCUGAAAGUGAUUCAGACGAUGACUCGGAUAUUGAUUCCGAUGACAGCGAUAGUGAAACUGAUCUUGAUAUUGAGUAUUCAUCUGAUGAAGAAGAUUUGAGUGAUCAAUUACAGCUUGAAAAUGUCAGACAAGUAUUUGCUGAUGAUUUAGUCAGUGAUGACGAAGUCUCAGUUCCAUCAGAAUCUGACUUAGAGUCAGAAACUGAAUAUAUAGAAGUCGAAUCUGACAUGGACUCUGGCUCUGAAGAUGAACAAGAAUAUGACAUUUGUGAUGAAUGUAAUGCUUUUGAUGAUGAAUCCUCAGACUCGUCUGAUGAUGAAGGUAUUACAAUUUAUAGACAUAGAUUUGACUUACCAGAUAGUUACGGUAGUGACUACGAAGUUGAAUCAGAUUAUUCUGAUGAAGAAAUCCCAGAACAACUUUUGUUACGUGCUGAUGACUCUGAUGACGAAAUUGCUAUGAUCGACUUAUCUGAAGAUUUACAAAAUAGUAAGGACUGUGAAUUAGUGGAUUUGGAUGAUCACACUUACAAAUUAAAUUUAAGAUUUCCAUCAAUCGUGAAAGACGAAUUGAAAAUAGAUUUUAUCAAAAACAAAAACGAAUUAGUUAUCAGUGGUAGAUUUAAUUUUGAUGCUGAUAGCGACGAUGAAGAACUUGAAGGAGAAAUUGAAGAAGAAGCUCAAGAUAUCGAAGGUGAACAGGAAGAAAACAAGGAAGUUGACCAUGCUGAGAGCCUGACAUCAUCCUCCUCAUCAUCAGACUCGUCAUCAUCGUCAUCGUCAUCGUCAUCAUCUGAUUCUGAAUCAUCUGAUUCUGAGUCAUCAAGUUCUUCUGAAUCUGAUGAUUCCGAUUCUGAGUCUGAUUCUGAGUCUGAAUUUUCUAGUUCCUAUUCCGAAGAAGUUCAAGAAGAUACUGAAUCUUUAAUUCAAGAUUUCGCUAAUCACGAAAUUAGAUUUGAAAAGCAUUUCCAGUUUGACAAAGUUAUAAAAUUCAACGAAAUCAAAGCUAAAUUUUUGAAAAACGGUGAAUUAGAAUUAAUAAUUCCUAACGAAAAUCAAGAAAAUAUUCUUUCAAUCGAUGUUGAAAGCGAAGACGAAAGUGUCACUGAUGAAAUAAUCGAAGAUCAAAAUCAAAUUGAAGCUUCAAACGCUAACGUGGAACUCGGUGCAGAAAAGGAUGAGCAAUAUGAAGAUGCUUCAAUGGAACAAUAA